ACACAAAUUCAGUCAUCCAGUGCAGACCAGAGGUCCAAAGCGAGUUACAAGUGCCGUAAACACAUGCGUCAUCAACAUUAGCCACAUUAUCCCGCUGACAUACAUAGUUGCAUUAGCUAAUUAUAACAUUAGUAAACACAGACAAGCUGUUUACGAUCGCUUGGAUAGCUAUGGUAACUGGCUACUUCUGAGAAACAGUUUAAUGAUGGAUACGAAACAGUUUAAUGAUGGAUACGAAACAGUCACGUAGUGGAAGAAAUAUGGCGGCCCGCUGGAGCAGUGAGAAUGUGGUGGUGGAGUUCAGAGAUGCACAGGCUACCGCCAUGUCAGUGGAUUGCCUGGGCCGCCAUGCUGUACUGUCAGGGCGACGUUUCCUCUACAUGGUAAACUUGGAGAUUCCGUCUGAGACCCCACGGAAGAUUGGGCGACAGAGCAAGUGGGACGUGGGCACUGUGCAGUGGAAUCCACACAAAUCAGAGGCACAUCUUUUUGCUGCAUCUAGUAACCAGCGUGUGGACCUCUAUGUCUGGCGUGAUGGGUGUGGGGAGGCUCACACAUCUCUACAGGGACACACACGUGUAAUAAGUGACCUAGACUGGUCUUGGUUUGAACCAGAAUAUCUUGUGACGAGCUCGGUUGACACAUACAUCUACAUCUGGGACACAAGAGACACUCGGAAGCCAACGGUGGCCUUAUCUGCAGUGGCUGGGGCAUCCCAAGUGAAAUGGAACCGUCGAAAUCCAAGCUGCCUAGCUUCUAGCCAUGAUGGAGACGUAAGAAUCUGGGAUAAAAGGAAACCCAAUACUGCUGUGGAGUAUGUUGCAGCCCACUUGUCAAAGAUCCAUGGCCUGGACUGGCACCCAGACAAUGAGUAUAUCCUGGCAACAUCAAGCCAGGACAACUCUGUGCGGUUCUGGGACUUUAGACAGCCUAGGAAGUACCUCAACAUCCUGUCUUGCCAAGUACCUGUGUGGAAGGCAAGAUACACGCCCUUCUCUAAUGGGCUGGUCACAGUCAUGGUGCCCCAGCUGAGACGGGAGAACAGCUUGCUCCUGUGGAGCACAUUAGAUCUCAAUAGUCCUGUGCACGCUUUCGUGGGUCAUGACGAUGUGGUGCUGGAGUUCCAGUGGAGACCGCAAAAAGAGGGUUCCAAAGACUAUCAGCUAGUCACAUGGUCCAGAGACCAGACUCUGCGCAUAUGGCGCGUGGAUCCUCAACUACAGAAGCUGUGUGCCAAUGACAUUGUGGAGGAGCUUGUGGAGGGUAUGGCCCUGAACACAGAGUCAGAGAAGACCUUGCCCUCCCAGGAUUCUGAGCCCCCACUGAGCCCAGGCCUCUCCUCAGAGGAUCUGCAAGACCAGCAGGAGGGCCUGCAGGCUGCACUGAUGGGCGGUGGACGGCAAGAUGCUCCUGGCCUGCCCCAGACCCUACAGCAGGAGUUCUCUCUGGUCAACCUCCAGAUCCGCAAUGUCAACGUUGAGAUGGAUGCUGUGAAUCGGAGCUGUUUUGUGUCGGCACAUUGUGGUGCCAACCGAGUGCGGCUGGUGGUGAAGUUCCCGGCUCAGUACCCCAACAAUGCAGCACCCACCUUCCAGUUUGUUCCCCCAACCACCAUCUCAUCUUCCAUGAAGAUUAAGAUCCUGAAGAUUCUGACAGACACAUCUCUGCAGAAAGUCAAAAGGAACCAGAACUGUCUGGAACCAUGUGUCAGACAGCUGGUAUCCUGCUUGGAGUCGGAUAUGGAGGACGGCACAGCAGCCAACCCUUAUGUGCUGUCCAACCCAGUCACUCCUGCCCUGCCUGCCUUCCCUCGCGUCACCAACACCUACGGCUCCUACCAGGACGCCAACAUCCCUUUCCCACGCACCUCCGGGGCUCGGUUUUGUGGAACCGGUUCCCUGGUGUAUUUCACUCGUCCCACGACUAUGCAUCGCUCACUCCCUCCCACAGAACCAACUCCCAGGUCGCUGUCGGCGCUCUCAGCCUACCACAGUGGGGUGCUGACGCCCAUGAAGAUGCGCACUGAAUCUCAAAGCACUCUCCGGCUGUACAGCGGCAGCCCCACUCGCUCCGACAAAGAGCAAGUCUCCAUCUCCUCUUUCUACUACAAGGAGCGGAAGCCUCCUCAGUCCAUUCUUCGCCGCUGGUCUGUGCAGGCUAUUCAUGACUGUCCGAAAUCACGCCGCUGGAAGAGCAAGCGUGAAGGCGGGGACUACGGCAACAAGCCUAUUAAGCCGGCAGGCAAGGUCAUCAUCCAGGAGAUCUCCUGCCUGCUGCCCAUCCACAAAGCCCUGGGGGAAACUUACGUUUUGAAUGUGAAUGACAUACAGGACACGUGUCAGAAGAACUCAGCAGCUGCGCUGGCAGUGGGGCGGAGAGACUUGGCCAAGGUGUGGGCCUUGGCCUCUGCGGCCACCAGUGUGGACCUCAGUCCAGAUUCUGACCCAGAUGCUGACACCCCCUGGGCCAGACACCCCUUUGGACGCCACCUGUUGGAGACACUACUGGACCAUUACAGUCAGAUGAGUGACGUGCAGAGCCUGGCUAUGCUGUGCAGUGUGUUCCAAGCCCAGGGCAGCCCACAGGACUACUUCACUCUGUAUGGACACCACGUCCCUCGCUCCGCCAUCUUCGCCCCCCACCACAUGCGCUACCCCAGCUACACCUCUAGUUCAGUCACAUCUGGCUCGUGCUCCAGUACCUCAGACUCCACCACCACUGCCUGGAAUAUUGCUGGUCGAGACCCUGAACAUGCUCCACCCUGGGGAGAGUCAUCCCCAGACGAUUAUCGCUAUGCCAACCAGGUGUACAGUGACCCGCGCGAAAGGGAGAAAGAACAGCAUGACAUGAAUAAGAGGCUCCUCGAUCCAGCUAAUGCAUUGCAGUUUGAUGACUUUAAGAAGUGCUACGGUGAAAUCCUGCAUCGCUGGGGUCUUAAGGAAAAGAGGUCUGAGGUCCUCAAGUUUGUAUCCUGUCCACCAGAGCCACACAAGGGCAUUGAGUUUGGUGUGUACUGCUGUCACUGUCGGAGCCAGGCCAGAGGCACCCAGUGUGCCGUGUGCAAGCGCUUCACCUUCCAGUGUGCUAUUUGCCACGUGGCAGUGCGUGGCUCCUCCAACUUCUGCCUCAGCUGUGGACAUGGCGGGCAUACCAGCCACAUGAUGGAGUGGUUCCGUGUCCAGGAGGUUUGCCCUACUGGCUGUGGGUGCCACUGCCUGCUGCAGAGCACCUUUUGAGAACCCCCCCCCACCACCACUUAGGCAACACAGCUGGGUCUCUGCCUCAUUAGAGCCUGUUGGACUCCAUCACACAUGGAGAAAAGACCGUGGAGAUGACUGAAUGUCGGAUUGGUCAUACAGAGUUUAGUGUUUGCGUGACAGAACCACGCAACUGCACUGCUUGAUGAACAGUCACAUUAGAGGGCAUCCCAUGUUGUGAUGUGAAGACUUUGUGACCUCAAAGGCCUAUUUAAUUUAUAUCUUGAAUUCAUGGUUCUCUGUGGUGCCAAGAUCUUUAUUUAUGGAAUGAGUGGCAUUGAUCUAGUGCCUAAAAUGUGUAUUUAACUCUACUUAAUGCCUAUUGUUGGCAGAUUGUACUUAACUUUUAGAAUCACUCACCUUUUGUGACUAAAACUUUUAAGAAUCAGACCCCUAUGUUGGGGGUUGCUUGAAUCUUCACAUUUUCAUGAAGGAUUGCCCAGCAUAUACAGACUGUCUGCCAUAAGACGAUUAAAACAAUGUUCAAAUGCA
Clupea harengus (Atlantic herring) is the source of this 3749-nucleotide messenger RNA. RefSeq names its product WD repeat domain 59 (gene wdr59). Gene Ontology annotation, cellular component: Seh1-associated complex; vacuolar membrane. Gene Ontology annotation, molecular function: protein binding; signaling adaptor activity. NCBI's taxonomy places the organism in Eukaryota, Metazoa, Chordata, Actinopteri, Clupeiformes, Clupeidae. The record is from RefSeq and is a predicted model, not a curated record. Gene Ontology annotation, biological process: positive regulation of TORC1 signaling; cellular response to amino acid starvation.